Letharia columbiana is the source of this 231-nucleotide messenger RNA. RefSeq lists its product as uncharacterized. The transcript has a single exon. The record is from RefSeq and is a predicted model, not a curated record. NCBI's taxonomy places the organism in Eukaryota, Fungi, Ascomycota, Lecanoromycetes, Lecanorales, Parmeliaceae. The coding region runs from base 1 to 231 and encodes 76 amino acids.
AUGGAGAUGGAGUCUCUGCAUUCACGUACCCCGGACCACACUGAGACGGCUGAGCCUGGGCCCGCUCGCGAGCCACCAGCAUACAAAGAUGCGCAGGUCUGGAAGGACCUCGAAGCUGAGACUGGCUUUGCUUCCUGCGCGGAUUAUAUGGAGUUCUACAAGAAUGUUCGCCCUGAUUUCGAAGACCGGCUAAAGCAAUUCCGAAACUGUUGUGGCCGAAAGAUCUCGUGA